Diorhabda carinulata is the source of this 2053-nucleotide messenger RNA. RefSeq lists its product as uncharacterized. Gene Ontology annotation, molecular function: RNA polymerase II cis-regulatory region sequence-specific DNA binding; DNA-binding transcription factor activity, RNA polymerase II-specific. The transcript has 4 exons. Lineage: Eukaryota; Metazoa; Arthropoda; Insecta; Coleoptera; Chrysomelidae. Bases 341 to 1762 code for a protein of 473 amino acids. Gene Ontology annotation, biological process: regulation of transcription by RNA polymerase II. The record is from RefSeq and is a predicted model, not a curated record.
GAAAACUAUUGAUCGCAGACAGCUCUGGUCAUUUUAUGACGUCACGAUGGUCGAAAUCGACCCGAUUUUCUCGCUCAGCAAAGCCAACUACCACUUUUGCAGAUCGAAAUCUGAGGUCCUUUGUGCCGGGAAGUUAGCAGUGCGGUUUUUCCCUUAAAUCCCCAGGGAAUUUACAAUUUUUGUGUUAUGGAUUAGAUUGCAUUGUUUUAAACAAUGGAUGUUGAUUUGUUGCCUAGUAACAUCGCGAAGAAAGGUUAGCGAAACGGCUCGAGGCAACGAGAAUCAUGUGAUACGAAUCCGUCCUUUUUAAUCAUUUACGUAUUGCUCAGAUCUGCUCAAAAUGACUUUGGAAGUUUGUAAAAACAUGGAAAGUAUAGAAAAUUGUGAUAUUCAGUUCAGUUUUCAAGCGAUCGAACCCGAUCGAGAAACGGUAAUCGCGACGGAGAAUCUCCGGAAUAUAAACAAGGCUUUAUUGUACGAUUCGAACAACGAGGAUAAUGAUAAUUUGAACACGAUCGUUAAUACGGUCCCGGACAUCGGUUAUAUACCGACGGAGGUGGAAAACUGCGUGGAAAUCGAGUCGACGAACGUUAUGAAUUUACCCGAAAACCAAAUAGUAGAAAUCCAAUUCCGAAACGAAUUUAUAGUUAAUAAUAAUUUAUUAGAUAAUAGCGAAAUCAAAUCGACGUUCAUCGAUCUCAAAGAUGGAGUUUACGAAGAAAUAAUCCCGUAUACGAUAUACGAGGAUUCGGUUAAAACAAAUACGGAAAUUUUCGAAAUAGUACAACAAGUGGAUGAGCCGAGAGAAAAUCGAAAUGACGAUAACGCCGCGCAAAAUAUCGUAAAUAUUCCGAUGUUGAGUCCUCAAAGCGAAAACGACGAACAAACCGAAACGGAUUUGACCAGUUUAAACUGGUUACAUAACAUCACUAAUAUAAUGUCGAUGCCGAAUAUUCCGACGCCCCCCGUAUCUCCCACUCCCAAACCGAAAAGGAAAUCGAAUAAUACGCAAGAAGAUUUAACGAUUAAUAUUAAUUAUUAUAAGAAAAACGGUGAGAAGAAACCGCCGUUUUCGUACGCUACUCUGAUAUGUAUGGCGAUGGGAAAAAACGGGAACAAAAUGACUUUAUCGGCCAUUUACCAUUGGAUUAGAGAGAAUUUUUUGUAUUAUAGGAAAGCGCAUCCCAGUUGGCAGAAUUCAAUACGACACAAUUUAUCUUUAAAUAAAUGUUUCGUGAAACAUCCUCGAUCUAAAGAUCAACCAGGUAAAGGAGGCUUUUGGAAAUUGGAUUUAGAAAGAUUAGAAGAGUCUAGGAGAUCGAAAAGAAGAUCAAGUCUAACGGUGAGGGCACCGAGAAAUCGACAUCCCGAUCAAAAAGCACAGAAACCUUCAAGAAAAACUAAAAGGUAUCGUUCAAAUCAAAAUACGGGUGAAAGAAAACACAAUAUUCUCUCCAACAUAUCAAUAUGUGGCGAUACCGAUAUCGAGAAUUUCGAUGAAAUUAAGAAAAAAGAGAAUAAGUUCGAUAAGAAAUCACAAAGAGACGCCGGUUUCCUAGCUUCGGAAUCCGAAGAAGAAGCAACGAAAGAAGACAACACAACAAGAGAUUUUGUACCCAGUUCGAUGCCAAAUCAAUCUGUCGUGACUGAACCUGUCAAUCAAAUGUUAGCUGAAGACGAAUUGACUGGACUAUUGUUAGCUACAAACGGUUGGGAUGAAUGUCAAUUAGAAUUAUUAGAUUCCCUUUUAGAUUCGCUAUAAUAUCUUUAUUUUAUAAAAUUUUUUUCUAUGAAUAUUUUUAGGCAGAGCAUAAAAUCAAAAUUUUCAAUGAUACUACCAAAAAUUUUUAAUUUUGUAUCGAAAAAAAUUAAAGCUCAAAUGUAUUUAUAAUAAGCAAACUACUAAAAAUUAUUAUAUACUGUCAAUAUAUACUGAUACACUCUGUAUAAUAUUGAUGCGAGUUAUUAAUUAUUAUUUGUCUUUGCUCAAACAUUUUAAGCUCAAAUUUUGGCUCAAAAAACUACUACUUAUAUAGACUAUUGUUGUACUUGA